UCAUGCCUUCGCCCCUGUCCCGUGCAGGCUGGCUGUGCCGCACCAGGUUCGUCACUAACUGGAGUCUCACGCAGGCUGACGUUAACCCUCACGGAAUCGCAUUCUCCAACACGGUCAGUUUUCACCCUACGUACCGUCCGACCUGCACCUGAAACGCAACGCUUCUCCAAGCGUACGAUAGACAAGCACCCAGCGGGACAUCUCAUUCCGAGUCCGCCGACCGGCACCUGGCUGGGGGCGAAAGACGCGCGUAGCACUAACUGCACACACCAAGUGAGGACCAUGGAGAGUGCAGUCAACGGCUCGGACGCGGUUUACCGGAGUCAGCUCCCCGUUCUUUACAACAGCAGCAGCUUCUGCGAGAACUUCGCCCACAGCAACAACACCACGAGCUUCACGGAGGCGCCAUGCAACGAGGACCGUGGAGCGACCGGCAGCCUGGAUGACGACGCCAACCCGGUGAUCAUAGCGAUUGUGAUCACCACUCUCUAUUCCAUAGUGUGCGUGGUGGGGUUGGUUGGAAACGUGCUGGUCAUGUACAUCAUCGUCAGAUACACUAAAAUGAAGACUGCCACAAAUAUCUACAUCUUCAACCUGGCACUGGCUGAUGCCUUGGUCACCAGCACGCUGCCGUUCCAGAGUGUCAACUACCUGAUGGGAACCUGGCCGUUUGGGGCCAUGUUGUGCAAGACAGUGAUCUCCAUCGACUACUACAACAUGUUCACCUCUAUCUUCACACUCACCACCAUGAGCAUCGACCGAUAUAUUGCUGUGUGCCACCCAGUCAAAGCACUGGACUUCAGGACACCGCGCAAUGCAAAGAUUGUCAAUGUGUGCAACUGGAUUCUCUCCUCAGUCAUCGGGUUGCCUGUCAUGUUCAUGGCCUCCACCACUCCCACUUCCUCCAGCAUUGUUGACUGCACACUGGUUUUCCCUCACCCUUCAUGGUACUGGGACACCCUGCUGAAGAUCUGUGUGUUCAUCUUUGCCUUCAUCAUGCCCGUUCUCAUCAUCACUGUCUGCUAUGGCCUCAUGAUCCUGCGACUCAAGAGUGUGCGCAUGUUGUCAGGCUCCCAGGAGAAGGACAGGAACCUGCGUCGGAUCACCCGCAUGGUCUUGGUGGUGGUUGCCGUCUUCAUCAUCUGCUGGACACCCAUCCACAUUUUUGUCAUCAUCACAGCUCUGAUCAACAUUCGUAGCUCUACGCUGCAGACUAUUACCUGGCAUUUCUGCAUCGCCCUGGGCUACGCCAACAGUAGUCUGAACCCAGUUCUUUAUGGUUACCUGGACGAGAACUUCAAACGUUGUUUCCGUGAGUUCUGUACCCCGAGUCCGUCUGUGCUGGAGAUGCAGAACUCGUCCCAGGCCAUAGCAACUAGCCGCAAGCUCCAACAGCGUGAACGCAACACUGCAAACACCAGAGAAAGGUCCAAUCAACAGGUAUGACUAGCCUUGGAGAGGUCGUCUGUGGACUCUCGCUGUUGUGGCGGUGUUGCCAACGACGAUCUCAUCUCAGAGGUUACGCAGGUCACCACGGGGCUCUGACCACACCCACCCACACACAUAAAAACCACACAAACAAGCCAGGUUGUGGCUGAGGCCCAUGGCUGAUGAUGUGCUGCAGGCCUAGCUGCAGCGCUGCAUCAAGUUAGGCCACCUGUCAAAGCUGUCAAAGCCUAACUAAAACUAACUGUAGGGCUGUGCGAGGCUUAUACACUUACUGAAAUGGAGGCGAAUAUGGUUCAACAGAAAGCAAAGCAUCAUCACAACACCUUGGCUAACAAUACCAUGUUGCACUAAAUUGUGCAUUAAUGUUAUUACAGCUUUACAAAAUUUUGAUGUAGUUUUUAUGAUCAAUUAUGAUCAUUAUUAUUAUGGCAGUUCAUUUGUUACACCUAGCUGAAACUAAUGUAGUCUUACAAUAAACCUUCCCUUCAUGAAGUUGACUAUGUUAAGUUUUUGUUGAAAGUCUUUUAGAGGGGUGUUGGUUCAGUUGUAUAAUCAUUUUUGAAGAUGUAGUUUGUGGUGUAUUCUAGUGAUAGGUAUAUAUAAAAGUCAUUUUCAUAGGCCACUACUAUGACAUUGUGCUGUUCUGUCUGCUCUGUAGAGCUGCCACACUGAUCUAAGUCUCCUGUUCCAACCUUCAUCCUCAUCUCAACACAAAUUCUCUGAAAACAGAAAACUGCACUGUAUUGUUUACUUAUUUCAUAUGACUUCAUGUCAAUCUGUCACUUUUCCUCCUCUUUUUUUUAAUUGCUUGCAUGUGUAAGAGGACAAUGAGUUGAUUUCUGAAGGUUACUCCACUGUUUAAGAUCAAAUUUUUGAUUUGAGUCACUGGAAGCUCAGUGGCUCUGUGGCUGUCUCACCAGAUAAAGGGAUUACUGGACAGGAUAUGUUACUCAAAGCCACUUACAGCUCAAGCUAUGCUUUUCAUUCCGGUUCCGUAUGGAUUCAUCCGGGAUCGACCCUGUCAUGCUGUACAUCUCAACACCACUGUUCACUGAUCGAUCUUUGGCCACUUGAAGAAGAUUGACCGUACUGAUGUACAACUGUGCUCUCUCCUCUUAUCCUGCCUAAUCUUUUAUCACUACUGCCGCCUCUGUCUUCAUCUGGUCCCUUCCUUUCCUUCUAUUUCAUCUCUGUUUUCUUUUGCUGGACUUAAGCAGACAUACAGUAGAGCACUGAAUGCUCCCUCUGCUGAAUUUGAUAGUGUUCUGAAGAAACCCAGCUGUGUUUAUCACACUGUGUCCUUGUGCUGAACUGUGGAUCCUAUAAACCAGCAAAGAAGAUGCAUCAGCCUGUUUGCACAGUGCACAGAAUGUGGUAUGGCCAGUGUAUGAUUAACUACAGCUUAACAGCCAUUACAUUAACAGCAGGUUUAAAUGGAAUCAUAUCUCCUCUGAAGUAUUUUACACGUGAGACAAGCAGGAUUGUACAUCUGUUGUAAUGUGUAGAAUUGCUUGUGCUUACAUGUUGUGCUGUGUGCUAUAUUUGCCAUUUGCCUUUAUUGCAGCUUUGCUUGAUAUUCAGUGUACCAGUAUUUUUUCUAAAGAGCUGCAAAAGUGAACACGAUUAUAUUAAUCUCAUGUAAAACACUGCAAGUAUUCUAUUGUUUUUUACACAGCAGAAAUUGCGAAAAAGUUGAUUUUUGAUGAUGGUGGAGCAGCAAGUCAUUGUGCUUUUAAUAUAACUUCUGCCAUGCUGAUUAUGCCUUGCUAAAUGAAGCAGAUGUAUAUAAAUAAUAAAAUAAUGUGUGUAAAAUUAUAAAUUGUGAAUAUGAAACUGUAUACAGAGUUGAACCCUUACAGACUGUUUCAGUUUUUUUUUUUUUUACUGAAACGACUGGUGAUGUCACAUUAUACCAUUUGUGGUGUCACUGCUUUCAGUCAGUUGUGUAAGAAUAAAACAGAUUGUUAAUCUUUUUGGUC
Monopterus albus (swamp eel) is the source of this 3428-nucleotide messenger RNA. RefSeq names its product opioid receptor, mu 1 (gene oprm1). The transcript has 6 exons. Lineage: Eukaryota; Metazoa; Chordata; Actinopteri; Synbranchiformes; Synbranchidae. Gene Ontology annotation, cellular component: neuron projection; plasma membrane. The coding region runs from base 283 to 1446 and encodes 387 amino acids. Gene Ontology annotation, molecular function: neuropeptide binding; morphine receptor activity; beta-endorphin receptor activity. The record is from RefSeq and is a predicted model, not a curated record. Gene Ontology annotation, biological process: G protein-coupled opioid receptor signaling pathway; sensory perception of pain; neuropeptide signaling pathway.